Molecule: messenger RNA, 2368 nt
Organism: Megalobrama amblycephala (Wuchang bream)
Lineage: Eukaryota; Metazoa; Chordata; Actinopteri; Cypriniformes; Xenocyprididae
Gene: fgf2
Product: fibroblast growth factor 2
Exons: 3
Coding region: 225-821 (198 amino acids)
Biological process (GO): animal organ morphogenesis; cell differentiation; regulation of cell migration
Cellular component (GO): cytoplasm
Molecular function (GO): growth factor activity; fibroblast growth factor receptor binding
Source: RefSeq, a predicted model, not a curated record
GAGAGAGAGAGAGAGAGAAAGAGAGGGAACACAGACCUCAUCCAGCUGUCGCACAGUAAACAGCCCAGAGGAGGACAGCAACAGGAAAGCUCCAACAUCACCUUCAUCUCAAACCUCCUCUUCACAGAUAAACGCUCUCCUUCAGCAGCUUGAGUUGCCCGUGGCGUCUCCGCUCUCGUCAGAUGUGAGUUUCCAAGCAGCUUGAAGAGUUUAUCCGAGCUUUAAUGAGACUCCGUGGCUCCGCGGAGCGCCGGAAGGAGUCGGGGGAGGAGGGGGAGGAGGCGCGGAGAGGCCGCGGAGGGGCUCCGGAGCUGCCGAGGGGGGCAGAGACGGAGAAAACGAAAGAGCGAGAGAUGGCCACGGGAGGAAUCACCACGCUCCCGGCCUCACCGGACGACGGCGCCAGCGGAGGCUUUCCUUCGGGGAACUUCAAGGAGCCCAAACGCCUGUACUGCAAAAACGGAGGCUACUUCCUACGGAUCAACUCGGACGGCAGGGUGGACGGGAUCCGCGAGAAGAGCGACCCGCACAUCCGGCUGCAGCUCCAGGCGACGGCCGUCGGUGAGGUGGUGAUCAAAGGUAUCUGCGCUAACCGAUACCUCGCCAUGAACGCUGACGGACGACUGUUCGGAUCGAGAAGAACAACAGAUGAAUGUUAUUUCCUGGAACGCCUGGAGUCGAACAACUACAACACGUACAGAUCCCGGAAAUACCCCGACUGGUACGUGGCUUUGAAGAGAACGGGCCAGUAUAAGAGCGGUUCUAAAACCAGCCCGGGCCAGAAGGCCAUCCUGUUUCUGCCCAUGACAGCCAAGUGCUGAUCAACCCGAAACGAGACUGACACACCACUGACGCAGAUGUGCUUCUAACCAACCUGACGUAACGAGAUUGAUGAGCUCAUCCAGAAGGUUAAAGGUCACCUGGAUCGCUUGUGCAGAUUUUUUACCGGUGUCUGGAAAACGCGUCACGAAAGCGCUUCCCUUUAGCAUUUAUAUCUAGGAACCGUUUCCAAACAGAUGUACUUGGAGAGCAUUACAGGGUUUAUUUGUUCGUGUUCAGUCACCCUGGAGAUAUCAGCAAGAUCCUCAGAAGAGACUCGUCAAUUCAAAAUCCCACCGAUUCCAUCUCAGAUCCAACUUUCCAAAAUACAUCAUUAUUCCACUGCGUUCCCUCAGUAGGGUUGGUUGGAAGAGUUCACUGAUCUGCACUAUAGAGAGAUGUUGAAUUUGACUGCAUCUUCCUGCAGGAAUGUUAGUACGGCCACAAAAUGUGAGAUUAUUUAAUGCUGCUUCUCUUUAUGCAAAAGAUAUUUCUAUACUGUAUUUUAGAGGAAAAAAGACAAAAGUUUUGCUUUGAUGAAGGGAAGAACACAGUGAAUGUUUUUCAUAUAGCUUUAUUCUCUUUUUUAUAUAUCGUAUUGACUGAGAAAAAAGUUUCUAUUCAGUUCAGUUACACAACGGUCUUGAUUGUUUCUCCGAGUAACAGUAAGAGUAACAGUAAUAGUUUAUCUUUUUUUUUUUUUUUGAGGUAAAUUGUUUUAAAAGUAGACUUUAAAAGUAGGCCGCAUUUUCAUUGUUCAAAAAAAAUGUUUCUUUUGAUUUAAUGAGUAAAAAUCCGACCUACAUAUUUCUAAAGCCAGGUUCACACUGUACGAAUUUGGCCACGUUUUGGCCGUCUGAGACCAAUUCUGAGAAUCCUAAAAGAUUCAGAUGAAUCAGAAGCAGCCUUUGCAAUUCUGGGGCCGUUUCAAACAAACAGUUGGAGUAUGAAUACAAAUAGGCAACAUCAAAAGGAAAUGUUUUACACUUGCUCAGAUUUUGACGUUUUGAUUUUGGCUUUCCAAUAACGGAGUGCUGCAAAAGAUCUGACAAAUUUAUCCGUAUCCAGCGAUGUCAUAACAGUCUUUCUUGCAGCAUGGUGGACCGCAGGCGCGAGAUAUAAAUAUAGAAAAUGAAACAAUGGAAAACACGCAAUGAAACUAAAACUGCCAGUAGGUGGCGGCAAAUGAUUCUCUCUAGAUUCACGAGUGAGUCAUUGAAUCAUUCAGUCAACCGAUUCCUUCUUAACGCAGAGUAAUUCAGUUGUUCCAAGAUGCGCAAUAGUUCUACUGGGGAUGUUAUGAAAAUCUAACAAUGAAAGUCACCAAACAUUAACUUCUUGUUUAUUGAACUGUUGUAUAAAAUCAAUAGGCUAUCACAUUUGCAAUCGUGCUGAUAUUCGGGAAAACAGCAGUCUAUAUUCUGUUAUAAAUAUUAAAGGGUUAGUUCACCUAAAAAUGACAUUUUUGUCAUUAAUUCCACACCCGUAAGACCUUCGUUCAUCUUCAGAACACAAAUGAUGAUAUCUUUGAUGAAAUCCAAGAGGUAUA